UCACCCAGCAAAUGUCAGACCUGUAGGGUAUGUGAGCUUCAGGGAGAUUAUGGGGAGUGUCUCUAAUACAAUCUACUGGUUUCCUAACACGACUUGCCGGAAGUAAGAAGAGCUGAGGCUUUGCCAUUUAAACUCAAACCUCCAAGCACCUGUGAUUCUGCCCAUUCAAUCUCGAACUCUGCCCAGAGCCAAACUGGGAGGCUCUGCGUUGCUCGUGCCGGGUGCGGACCCGGGAGAGCCGAAUUAGUAAAGCUUAUUCAGAAGGCUGCAAAAUGGGUGGUCCAGAUCUGUAGAACUACAACUCCCGAGAGGCUUUGCAACAGCCUCCAUCUUUCCUCACCGCCAGGCAGUGGGCGAAGCUAAUUUUGCGUCAGCAGUACUUUUGCGGUUGCUGUCGCAGAGAGAUAACGCAAGUCCCAAGCCGGGACUGUCAGUCAGAGCUCCGCCUGGUCCGGGCCAGGGGCCCGCGGGGCCGGCGGAGCCAUGGCGGCCGUGUUUGAUCUAGACUUGGAAACCGAGGAAGGCAGCGAGGGCGAGUCGGAAUUCGGCCCUACGGAGGUGUGUCCCCUUGGCGAGUUGAGGGCUGCUGGCCUGGAGACGGUGGGACACUAUGAGGAGGUGGAGCUGACAGAGAGCAGCGUGAACCUGGGCCCUGAGCGCAUCGGGCCCCACUGCUUUAAGCUUCUGAGUGUGCUGGGCAAGGGGGCCUAUGGCAAGGUGUUCCAGGUGAGAAAAGUGCAGGGCAGCAACCUGGGCAAAAUAUAUGCAAUGAAAGUCUUGAGAAAGGCCAAGAUUGUACGCAAUGCCAAGGACACAGCACAUACCCAGGCUGAGCGGAACAUUCUAGAAUCUGUGAAGCAUCCCUUCAUUGUGGAAUUGGCCUAUGCUUUCCAGACAGGUGGCAAACUCUACCUCAUCCUGGAGUGCCUCAGUGGUGGCGAGCUCUUCACACAUCUUGAGCGCGAAGGCAUCUUCUUGGAAGACACAGCCUGUUUCUACCUGGCUGAGAUCACACUGGCCCUGGGCCAUCUCCAUUCCCAAGGCAUCAUCUACCGGGAUCUCAAGCCUGAGAACGUCAUGCUCAACAGCCAGGGCCACAUCAAACUGACAGACUUUGGACUCUGCAAAGAGUCCAUCCAUGAGGGUGCUGUCACCCAUACCUUCUGUGGUACCAUUGAGUACAUGGCCCCAGAGAUUUUAGUGCGCAGUGGCUACAACCGGGCAGUGGACUGGUGGAGCCUGGGGGUUCUGAUGUACGACAUGCUCACUGGAUCGCCGCCCUUCACCGCAGAAAACCGAAAGAAAAUUAUGGAUAAAAUCAUGAGAGGGAAGCUGGUGCUGCCCCGCUACCUCACCCCGGAUGCCCAGGACCUUGCCAAAAAGUUUCUGAAGCGGAAUCCCACUCAACGAAUUGGGGGUGGCCCAGGAGAUGCUGCUGAGGUGCAGAGGCACCCCUUCUUCCGGCACAUCAAUUGGGAUGACCUCUUGGCCUGCCGUGUGGACCCUCCCAUCAGGCCAAGCCUGCAAUCAGAAGAGGACGUGAGCCAGUUUGAUACACACUUCACACAGCAGACGCCAGUAGAUAGUCCAGACGACACAGACCUCAGUGAGAGUGCCAACCAAGCCUUCCUGGGCUUCACAUAUGUGGCACCUUCUGUCCUGGACAGCAGUAAGGAGGGCUUCUCCUUCCAGCCCAAGCUGCGUUCCCCCAGGCGCCUUAACAGCAGUCCCCGCACCCCCAUCAGGGACCAAGAAAUCCAAGAAGAGCCGAGGGCGCCCAGGACGCUAAGAGAAUAGAGGAAGAGGCUCAGCACUGAGGCCUGCGCCCUGGCAGCUGUGAGAACCUGGCUGCCUCCAACCUGGGUAUAUUUGGGAGAUGAGAGUGUCUUGGGGGGAGUGGUUGGGCCCAAAAAUCAUGUACAUGGAGGGCUGCAGCUUGCAGCCAGUGAGGACGGUUACCAAUGCCCAUUCUAUCAGAAGGAACCUCACUAGUGCCCUUAUAGAAUUAAAGGACUGAAUCAUGA
Messenger RNA from Mesocricetus auratus (golden hamster), 2024 nucleotides. It is a transcript of the gene Rps6kb2, whose product is annotated as ribosomal protein S6 kinase B2. Gene Ontology annotation, biological process: protein phosphorylation; signal transduction. Bases 484 to 1797 code for a protein of 437 amino acids. The record is from RefSeq and is a predicted model, not a curated record. NCBI's taxonomy places the organism in Eukaryota, Metazoa, Chordata, Mammalia, Rodentia, Cricetidae. The transcript is spliced from 15 exons. Gene Ontology annotation, molecular function: ATP binding; protein serine/threonine kinase activity.